GCAGUCCUAAGAUGUCCAACUACAUGCUUGUUGCACAGGGCCAGUCAGCGUCAGUCUUGGCUGGGGGUGUUUGGACCCUAUGAUGCGCGUUCGCCGCCUGUUCUGUUUACCUCGCCCAAGCUUCUUUGUUUGCUGUAACUCGAACACCCUACUGACAGCUCACCGGUGCCAGAAGUCAUCACCUCGAUUUGCUCACCUCGAAGUAAUUGAUACUCACGUCUAGACAACAUGUAUCUCUCAGGCGCACUCCUGUCCCUUAUCUCCUUGACCUCGGCGUCAAAUCUGCCAUCACCAGAGCGCCUCCUCACGAACCCUGACCUCAAACACGAGGGCGGCUACAAGAUUCCUACCGUCCACGAAUCUGCAGUGCAGGCGCGUCGCAUCCUUCGCCUCGAGAGCAUCGGCACGCUUUCGACCGUGUUUCCCUCUACUCACACCACCGAGCAACGACCCUCCGAUGUUGGAGGUGUACCAAUCGGACUGAUGGACUAUUUUGGGGACUGUGAGCCCGAGACUGGGAAUCCUACCAUUCUUGCCAUCUCAAUCGCGACCUCCUUCAAGAACGUGGAUGCUGGGUCAAACAUCACUCUCUCGCUGCGUUGGCACCCUCAGGACGACAAGUGGCGCAGUCCUGCGUCGUUGCCGCGUUUCUCCCUGGUCGGCCGCCUUGAGGAGCUGAACAGCGCUGACCUUGAAGCGGCUGGAGUGGCAGCAUGCUAUGUGAAGUACCACCCAGAUGCCGCCUGGUGGUUACCUGGUAAUCCCAUCCACCAAAGCAAGUGGGUGAGAUUGAUAGUAGAAGAGGUUUAUUGGAUUGGAGGAUUUGGAGACCGCGCAUACAUUGGCUGGAUCCCCCGAGAGGAAUGGCAGAGCGUAACGCCCAAGGAAAUUGACAGCUGCAAGCUACCUGGUGAGAAGAAGCAUGGAUGGAGUGGGUUGAAGUCGUGGUUGGGACUUGGCUCAAAGGAAGAGCAGGAGGCCUUCGAGUUGUGAGCUACCCGCCGGUCGAACGUGGGCGUUGUGGAGACUCGAGACUUGCCUUACGCCAUGGACGUGCUACUCUUCCGACGUGAGGCGUAUUCAGACACCUCGUUCCCUUGCGCCAACUAGGUUUUAGGUUCCAAUACGGAACGUUGGAGGUGGCGCCUGUAGGUUUUCGU
Molecule: messenger RNA, 1160 nt
Organism: Dothidotthia symphoricarpi CBS 119687
Lineage: Eukaryota; Fungi; Ascomycota; Dothideomycetes; Pleosporales; Dothidotthiaceae
Exons: 1
Coding region: 229-993 (254 amino acids)
Source: RefSeq, a predicted model, not a curated record